AUGUCAUCUUCUUCAAGCAAUACUUCCGAUCGUAAACAAAAUAAUCAAUCAAAAAACAAAGAUUAUUAUAAGAUUGCUUAUGAAGCUUUAAGAAGGGACAUAUCAAAGAAAAAAUGUGUUAAAACACCUAAAAAGCUGAAAAAUUUAACAUCCAUAUUGGAAAACUUCAACAAUACUAGAAAACUAAAAAAUCGAUUUUAUGUUUUUGUUUACACUUUCUAUCUUGGUGAAAUUCUGAAGGUUGAACAAAUUCAAGAAACCAACCUGACUAACCUACCUUUAACACCGAUCACCAAAAUGAAGACACAUAAAUUUCAAGAACUGGUAAACAACAAUGACAACGAUGAUAUUGAAGACGAAUUAUCUCAAGACAACGACAAUGCUGCAGAGGAAUUAUUAGAGAAUAAUGGUACUGAAGACAAAUUAUCUCAAAACAACAAUGAUGCUACAGAAGAAUUAUUAGAGAAAAAUGGUACUGAAGAUGAAUCACUUCAAAAUAGUGACCAUUUUCAAGAUACUAUGCAGCAAAUUACUCAAUAUCAUAAUAAUGACCACUCACAUAUUGCCACUAGCCAUUCACAAGAUAUUACGCAGCAAGUUGAUAUUCAUAACAACAGUCAAUUUUAUUUGUCUCAAGAUUACUCUG
Molecule: messenger RNA, 646 nt
Organism: Cetraspora pellucida
Lineage: Eukaryota; Fungi; Glomeromycota; Glomeromycetes; Diversisporales; Gigasporaceae
Source: the annotation of a GenBank genome assembly